AUGGCAUCCAAAGAGGAUGAGCUUACAGAAGAUAAUACUGGCGUAAAACGACAGCCAAAAAAGGCAGAAUGGCUCCUAGACGAAGAAUCAAGGAGAAAGAAGGCGUACAGGUCUUCCAUGUUGGGUAGACUCACAAGCAAGUCCAAUAGCAUAAGGGAGUCAAUGACAGACCCAAACAACAAGCGGUACGUACAGGAUAUGUUGGCAGAAUGGAAAGAGAUAUUUAGAGCGUUUAAAGAAGCUAACAAAGAGUACCAGCUCACCCUGUCGCUCGAGCAAAAGGAAGAAGACGAUAGACAGUGGCUAGCUGGCAAGUUGACAGAGGCAGACCUCUUUCACCAUGAAGUAGAAAGGUGGAUUGAUGCAGCACAGCCCCAACAGGCUGUUGGUACAAGUUUGAUUCUAGAUGAUACAGUUAAGCCGUCUGAUAGCGUUUCCCAGGCAGGCUCAGAUGGACGGCGGUCCAACCUGAGUCACACAAGUACGACAUCUCGGGUGAACUCAGAGGUAAGGAAGAUAGAGUUGAUGGCCAAGGCUGCAGCCUUGAAAGAGAGGCUAGCUCUGGAAAGAAGGUCAUUAGAGAUUGAGCAGGAAAAGAGGAUGUUGGAGCUUACAACUGAAAUCUCAGUAGAGGACGCUAAGAUCAAGUUCUUUCAAGAAUUGGAGGAACAAGAACAAGAGCGAGAAGAGCGGCGGCUACCUGCCCUAAAUCCAGACGUUCCGAGUUUUGUGCCUAGGACAAGGGUUAAGCAAGAAGAUCCCCACGGUACCAAAUCGCUCACAAUGGGACCACCACAGCAUGGUUAUAGUUUUCCUACCAGCGACAUACAUGUGGGGACACAGGGAAAGGGUCCUCACCACUCAAAUCGGAAGAAGGAUGAGGAGGAAGAGAUAACUCCAGAGAAGUUCCUACAAGGGCUAGUACAGCAGCAGGCAGAGGUAACAAAGUUAAUGGUGGAACACAACAAUCAAGCUAGCCUGCCAACAAGAGCGAUCGUUCCCUUCGAAGGUGAUCCCUUGAACUACGCGCAGUUCAUGAAGGCAUUUAGGCAUGCAAUUGAAGAGAAAACAACAGAUGCGGAGGACAAGCUGCAUUAUCUGGGUCAGUACACCAGAGGAGAUGCAAGGGAGUUGGUCACAAGCUGCGCUCUAAUGGAACCGGAAGAUGGUCUCAUGGAAGCCAAGAAGUUGUUAAAGGAACGGUAUGGUACGCCAUUUAAGGUAUCAAGGGCAUAUGCUGAAGAGGCAAGAAAAUGGUCUGAAAUCAAGCAUGAUGACAAGUCUGCCUUGAGAAAGUUCAGUCUCUUCCUUACAAAAUGCCUAAACGCAAUGAAAGGAGACGAAUACUUGCAAGAGCUGGAUCACUACACAAACAUAGCGCUAUUGGUUGGAAAGCUUCCUUACCGACUGAAGGAGAGAUGGCGAAGGAAGUCACACGACAUCCAACGGCAAGGAAGGGUCAAGUUUAAGGACCUAGUGGACUUCGUCAAGCAGGAAGAGCAAAUCUCUUCAAAUGACAUGUUUGAUGACAAGUCAGCCAAGGAACCGUUCAAACGAAGGGACCGAGCAAAAGGCUCCAGCUUGGCAGUAACGACGGGCCAAGAAGAACUGAAAUGCAGCUUCUGUGAGAAGAGGAACCAUGACGUGACUGAAUGCAGGGUGUUGGCAAACAAGUCAUAUGAUGAGCGUCUGCAAUACAUCAAAGGCCAAGGCCUGUGUUUUGGUUGUCUGAAGAAGACACACCUGGCGAGGGACUGCAAACAAAGGGCUACUUGUGGGAAGUGCCAGAAGUCUCAUCCUACAGUACUACACCGCGAAGUAGAGGCACAGCCCAAGAAGACGGCAGCUGUAGGGCGUAUAGCACGCUCCGACUGGGAGGGAGUACCCUCUAUAAUCCCAGUGAAAGUACGUAGCAAGACAACAAACGUAACGAUUCAAACCUAUGCAUUCCUUGACAACGGAAGUGACGUUGUCUUCUGUACGGAGUCCCUGAAGAAACGUUUGAAAACAAGCGGGAGGAAAGUCAAGUUAACGCUGAACACAAUCAACGGCUCUAAAGAAGCGAACACCGAGGUCUUAGAGGACCUAGAAGUCUCGGACUUAGGUAGGGAAAAUAUCAUCCCUAUAGCUACAGCGUAUACCCAAGAGAAGAUCCCGGCUUCCAAGAAGAAUAUAAUUUCGACGGAAGAUCUAAAGGACUACCCCUACCUCAGGGAGGUAGAGUUGCCAGAGAUAGAUGCCGAAAUCGGCUUAUUGAUCGGUAACAACGUGCCAAAGGCGGUAGAGCCCUGGCAAGUUAUCAACAGUCAAGGUGAUGGACCUUAUGCAGUGAGAACAUUACUGGGAUGGUCCGUAAACGGUCCCCUCAAGGGGGCCAGCGAUGACAAAAAUGUCAACAGGAUAAGUGUCGACCAGAACCUAGAGACACAGCUGGAGAGUUACUUUAAUCAUGACUUCAGCGAAGCAAAGGAGGACAAAAGAGAGAUGUCCAUGGAAGACAAACGGUUCAUGGAAAUAGUCGAGGAAGAAACCAAGAAGUCGGGUGACCACUAUGAGGUUCCUUUGCCAUUCAAGCGACCCAACCCAGCCAUGCCGAACAACCGCCCAUUAGCCGUACAGCGGUUAAAGCAUUUACAAAGGAAGCUCUCAAAGGAUGUAAACUUCAAAAAGGACUACGCUGACUUCAUGGAGAACAUCAUUGAAAAGGGAUAUGCGGAAAAGAUACCACCAGAUGAGAACGUAGGACCACAACAUGAGAAUGAAAAUGCUACGGUGUGGUACGUACCACACCACGGCGUGUACCACCCGCAGAAGAAGAAGAUUCGCGUGGUGUUUGACUGCGCCGCGGAAUAUGCAGGAACGUCCCUAAACCAACAGCUGCUGCAAGGCCCAGACCUGAACAACACUUUGGUGGGAGUCCUGACUCGGUUCCGGCAGGAACCUGUGGGUCUCAUGGCAGAUGUAGAAUCCAUGUUCUCACAGGUGAAAGUACCAGAGAAGUACAGGGACUACCAAAGAUUUCUUUGGUGGCCAAGAGGCAACUUAGACGAACCGCCUGAAGAAUAUAGGAUGACAGUACACGUAUUUGGCGCGACAUCAUCGCCCAGUUGUGCUGGUUUCGCGUUGAAGAAGUUGGCUGAUGACGGAGAGGGCCAAUAUGCUAAAGGAGUAUUGGACGCAAUCCGAAACAACUUCUACGUAGACGACUUACUUAAAGCUACCUCCACAGUUAAAGAGGGAGGAGACUUAGCAAAGGGCAUGCGAGAAGCAUGUAAAGAUGGAGGAUUUAGACUGACCAAGUGGGUCAGCAAUCAACCUGAGGUUAUAGACAGUGUCCCACCGACGGAAAGGGCAAACGAGGUGAGGAUGGAUCUAGACCACAGUCACACGGCUGUAACAACAGAACGAGCACUAGGGAUGCUGUGGCACGUCCAGUCAGAUACACUCGGCUUUCGGGCAGUCAGGCGUGAGAAGCCAGCAACGAGAAGAGGAAUCUUGUCUGUAGUCAGCUCCUUCUACGAUCCCCUUGGGCUAGUAGCUCCUGCACUUCUGCCACCAAAGAAGAUACUACAAGAUCUGUGCAAGGCAAAGUUGGACUGGGACGAGGAAAUCCCAGAUAAGGAUCUCAAGGUCUGGCGUCAAUGGGAAGCUGAACUACCAUUGUUGAGUAGUAGUUUCAUGUUAAGCAGAUGUGUCAAACCGGUGGAUUUCGGAAUCACUACAUCAGUACAGCUCCACCACUUCUCUGAUGCGAGUGAGCAGGGGUACGGAACCGCCUCGUACCUGCGUAUGACGAAUCAACAGGGCAGAGUACACUGUGCGUUGCUAAUGGGCAAAGCCCGCGUCGCACCAUUGAAGGCUAUCACUAUACCGAGAUUGGAGCUAAACGCGGCGGUAGUAGCUGUGAGAGUGAACCAGAUGAUCCAAAGAGAGUUGGACAUCAAGAUAGACAAGACUUUCUUCUGGACGGACAGCACCACAGUAUUGCGAUAUAUUAAUAACGAGCAAACGAGGUACCACACAUUCGUGGCCAAUCGGCUAACGACAAUAAGAAACGCCAGCGAUACGAAGCAGUGGCGUUAUGUCGAAUCGAAAAGGAACCCUGCUGACGAUGCGUCGAGGGGACAAGACAUCCAGAAGUUCGUGGAGAACGACAGAUGGGUAAAAGGACCAUCCUUCCUAUGGUGCCCAGAGAGUGAAUGGCCGCAGAUGCCAAAUGGACUUGAACAGCCGCCGCAGCGAGACCCUGAAGUGAAGGUGAACGCCAUUGAAUUGGAACAGGCGGAACCGCAGAGUCCCAUGGAUGCGCUGAUAGCGCACUAUUCAAGUUGGCACCGUCUCAAGAAAGCAGUGGCCUGGAUCUUAAAGGUAAAGGAAGCACUCAAACAAAAGAGUAGUAAGCAGAGGAGCAAAACUACAGUGAACGAGCGACUCUCAACAAGAGACCUCAAGACAGCAGAAGCAGAAAUUGUAACACAUGUGCAACGUAAGCACUACAGUGAGGAAAUAGCAGCCCUGCAAAGUCAGGGAUUCGUGAAGACCACCAGCAGUGUGUACAGAUUAGACCCCAUGGUAGACGAAGAGGGUAUACUGCGUGUGAGAGGACGACUGAGCCACUCCUCUCUAGCACAGGAAGCGAAACACCCUGUCAUUCUGCCUAAAGAAUCAGAAGUGGCAAAGCUGAUAUUGAGAAGCAUCCACGAAGAACAUGGCCACAUGGGACGGAACUAUGUGAUCUCUAAAUCAAGAGAACGGUACUGGAUACCGCAAGUGAAUGCCUUAGUUCGAAGAUUAAAUAAGAAGUGUGUAACAUGCAGACGACUGCGUGGCAAGACAGGCAAGCAACAAAUGGCCGACUUACCCUCAAGUCGUCUUACUCCAGAUGAACCACCCUUCACAAGAGUAGGAGUGGAUUACUUUGGGCCAAUCGAGACAAAACGAGGGCGUAGCAUAGUAAAACGCUACGGCGUUGUGUUCACCUGUAUGAGUAGCCGAGCCGUUCACAUAGAGAAGGCUGAUUCAUUGGAUACAGACUCCUGUAUCAAUGCUCUGCGCAGAUUCGUCUCACGAAGAGGUCAGGUAAAAGAGAUGUGGUCAGACAAUGGGACCAACCUGGUAGGUGCCAAAGCUGAACUGCAAAGAGAGCUAAAGAUGUGGAACCAGGAAAAGAUUAAGGACACCUUAUUACAGAAGGAAAUAGACUGGAAGUUCAGUCCCCCCACAGGAUCGCACUUUGGCGGAGUUUGGGAGAGACAGAUACGCACGAUAAGACAGGUGCUGAAUGCAAUCGUGAAGAAGCACACACUAGAUGACGAAGGGUUACACACUCUGUUGUGUGAAGCAGAGAGCAUAGUAAACGGAAGACCUUUGACAACAACCAGCAACGAGGUGAACGACUUAGAAGCUCUGACACCCAAUCAUCUCCUAAACAUGAAGAUGCAGACCACUUUGCCGCCUAAUCUGACCGACAAGAACGAUUUGUAUGCGCGGCGUCGAUGGAAGCAAGUACAGUACUUAGCAAGUCUAUUCUGGCGAAGAUGGUCUAAAGAGUACAUGGCAUCACUGCAAGAACGUUCCAAAUGGGGAACACGGCAGCGAGACUUGGCAGUAGGAGACAUCGUACUUCUGAAGGACGAACAGUCACCAAGAGGAGUGUGGCCAUUAGGAAGAAUCGUACAAGUGAUGCCAGGCAGCAGAGGACUUGUGAGACGUGUUAAAGUCAAAACGCAACAUAGCGUGUUGGAGAGGCCAAUCGACAAACUAUGUCCUCUCUUGGAAGAAGACCAGAGCACAACCUGA
Branchiostoma floridae (Florida lancelet) is the source of this 5799-nucleotide messenger RNA. RefSeq lists its product as uncharacterized. The transcript has a single exon. Gene Ontology annotation, molecular function: nucleic acid binding; zinc ion binding. The coding region runs from base 1 to 5799 and encodes 1932 amino acids. The record is from RefSeq and is a predicted model, not a curated record. Gene Ontology annotation, biological process: DNA integration. Lineage: Eukaryota; Metazoa; Chordata; Leptocardii; Amphioxiformes; Branchiostomatidae.